Messenger RNA from Acyrthosiphon pisum (pea aphid), 878 nucleotides. RefSeq lists its product as uncharacterized. The record is from RefSeq and is a predicted model, not a curated record. The coding region runs from base 1 to 771 and encodes 256 amino acids. The transcript is spliced from 9 exons. NCBI's taxonomy places the organism in Eukaryota, Metazoa, Arthropoda, Insecta, Hemiptera, Aphididae.
AUGCGAUAUUAUAUGGUUGUUGCUCACAAAAAGCGCAGUUCCCACAAAUUGUGGCUGAUAAAAACCGUUAUUAAUGAUCGGGUUAAGAUUAGUUGUAAAUGGCCUCCAUCACCGAUUAUUGUGACAAGUGAAACAAUAAAAAUUGCCGUUGAACCGUCUCCAGAGUGGCCUAUAUAUUCUAUUCGGUUAGCUGAUAAUGGCAAAGAAUAUUCAAAUUUCAACAAAGCAUGGUAUCAGAAAUUUUUAAUAAAUUCUGGAACUUCCUCGUCUGAAGCUGAAAUUAGGAAAAAGAAAAGUUAUAAAAGAUCAAAGAUCAUAUCACAACAUCUUUCUUCUGAUUCAGAUUCUUGUGAAGAAAGUUAUCAAAUAUGUAAUACAGCAGAUAACUCUGGAUUAAAAACGACUAUAGGUAAUAUAAGUAUAAACGAUACAUCAAAGGUCCACAUUGAUAGUUCUAUCAUGCCCUCUACGUCGAAAAAAUUUUCAGUUGACCAAAAUUUAGUUAACCCUUUUAUGUUUUCAUCUGAUGAAAACCCUGAAAAUGAACAGUUUGAAAAAGAUGGCCACAGAAUGACUUCUAUGAAGGAAAAUGCAAAUAAUUUGAUUAAUGCCACUACAAAAUGUUUAGAUGCGACACGCCGACACGUGUUGAUAAUUUGGUACCAUCACCAUACCAUAACAUACCAUCUACUUCUAUGUAUAUGUAUGAUAUGUGUAAUUCUGAAUCAGAUAAUAAUGUACAGCAAAAUGUUCCAUUUCUACCAACAUUAAAUGAUGCAAACACACAAAAAACAGUAAUGGAAAUAUUACUAAACAUUGAAAAUCAAAAUAAUUUGAUUAUAAAAGAACAAUCCAUCAUGAAACUAGUACAAGAUCGC